AUGGCAUAUGGGCUAGGGCUCCAUUCAACACCUACACAGGUGCAUACGUCAAGUAUGGUUGCAAAGGAGGAAGUGAAUGGAUUUGCUAUCAGACCGAGGAAUGAAACAGAAGGUAUUGAGGUAGCCACGAAUGGCGGUACCGUCAUGGGUAGAGGCACCGACGCCGAGCCUUUAUGGUUGGAUGACGAAGGGGGCCAUGAGGCCGCAUGGCUGUGUUGCAAUUUUAUUAUGAGGCUCCUGGAGUCGAUUGGGCAACCAUGGGGGGCUCCUAGAACAAGCUGGCGACCAUGGGAGGUUGCUAGAACUCGUUUGGGGGCUACUGGAACGAGCUGGCAGCCAUGGGAGGCUGUUGGAACUUGUUGGGGGGCUACUGGAACGCACUAG
Molecule: messenger RNA, 384 nt
Organism: Prunus armeniaca (apricot)
Lineage: Eukaryota; Viridiplantae; Streptophyta; Magnoliopsida; Rosales; Rosaceae
Source: the annotation of a GenBank genome assembly